AUGCGUUUGCCUUCACCUCUAUCGGUGCCUCAAUACGAGGAAAUGACCCAAUACGCCAGGAUCUACGAGUCGGUCACGGUGGAAUUUACAACUAUCGCAUACAAGGUGCGCUUUGCCAUCGAAUCGGUUCGCUCGCUGUGCUUCCAGGACGUCCACCAUGCUACGCACAGCUGUACUUUUAUGAUUCAAGCUCGGAGGGUCAAGAUGUUUAAGCAUGCGUACGAACGGAUGUCUGUUAGAGAUGAUCUGCGGCUUUGCAUCCACUCGCGUAUACCAGGCAUCGAUCAACGGCGUUACAAUGCACCGACUGCAGAUGAAGUUGGUGGCGUGUUCGUGUGCGAUGAUACUACCGGAGCCACGGAACAUACACGCAAUAUUGUGCUGCAGCAUCGUGCCACAGGAUACUUGCAGCCUGUGUUUGAUACCAACCAGUUGGCAGAUGCACUCCAAUACCCAAUUCUGUUUCCGCGGGGUGAAACCGGUUGGACUUACGGUAUGCCAAAGCAGUACUGUGUAGACCAGUACUGUAAGAUCGAGAUGCAGCGGUUGAAAUAUUUGCGAGAGCACCAGGCACAACUUUGCACUGAGGCGUACACGGGCUUUUUGGAUCUUGCCAGCGCUGAAGGUACCAUCGCGGAUCUUCAUCCCGAUUAUUUGCCUAAUGUGGCUGUGGAAAUCCCUGUAGUGCAAGAACCACCUGUUGCACCCCGUCGUUCCAUCAUCGAUCCGCCCUCGAACCUGUCGCGUACGGGCACGCGUGUUAUUCUCGGACCAUCAUUUGUCGGUAGCAAUCGAUAUAUGCGAGCGCAAUAUCAAGAUACAAUGGCUAUUGUUCGAGCUUUGGGUAAACCGGACCUGUUUAUCACCGUCACGUGCAAUCCAAAAUGGCCGGAAAUCACACAGUGCCUACUUCCACGUCAGCAGGCCCCGGAUCGUCCCGAUGUUAUCGUACGUGUCUUUCGGUUAAAGCUGAAAGCCAUACUGAAUCACCUAACUAUGGGAGCUCUCGGGAUUGAGGUAGCUCGCAUUCACGUGAUCGAGUUCCAAAAACGUGGCCUUCCCCAUGCACACAUACUCGUGAUUAUCGCCGAGGAAGACAAACCGCAGACCCAGGCAGACUACGACAAGUUCGUGUCUGCCGAACUUCAUAAUCCUGCAACGUCGUCGCAACUGUUCGAGACGGUACAGAGCUGUAUGAUGCAUGGACCGUGUGGGGCUGCCAAUCCUGCCGCACCUUGCAUGAAGGAUGGUACAUGCGAAAAAGGGUUCCCAAAGUCAUUCUGCGAACAGACGCGCAGCAUGGAUAAUGGCUAUCCACAGUACCGUCGUCGUAACAAUGGGCGCAGUGUGACGGUGAAAGGAAUCAAGCUGGACAACCGGUACGUCGUGCCCUACAACCCAUGGUUCACGCAUAAGUACAAUUGCCACAUCAACAUUGAGGUGUGUACUUCGAUCAGCAGCGUGAAAUAUUUGUACAAAUACGUGUACAAGGGGCACGACCGUCUGAGCGUUACCCUGGCGGUAGGCAACGAUGAAAUUCAGCAGCAUAUCGAUGCACGCUACCUUUCACCGACGGACAGCUGCUGGCGAAUAAUGCGCUUUGAGUUGCAAGCAAAAACGCACACCGUUGUUACACUGCCUAUCCAUCUGGAAAAUCAACAGAACGUGUUUUUCCGGACACGAUUCUUCCAGCUGGCGGCACAUGACAACUUUGCCAGAGCGCUGCUGUACAACGAUGUCCCGACGUACUACCGGUACGCGAAACCAACUGCGAACCAGCGACUACCGUGGCAGGAACCGGGAACAAAGCACUGGAUCCGUCGCAUACGUACCGGGCACAAGAAAGUGACCGGCCGAAUGGUGUCCUGUAGCAUGCAGCUUAUGGAACGCUGCUGCUUGCGGUUGCUUCUUUGCUACCGCAAGGGUCCAACAUCGUACGAGGAUCUGCGUACUGUUAACGGUUCGGUGUGCGAAACGUUUCAGCAGGCUGCCAUCAACGAAGGGCUGCUUGAGGAUGAUUCCGAGUGGGAUCGUGCUCUAGAAGAAGCGGCCACUUAUCGUAUGCCCGCCCAGUUGCGCCAUUUCUUCGCACUCAUCCUUUCGUCUGGGAUGCCACAAAACCCGCGCACCCUGUGGGAAAGCUAUGCGAGUGAAAUGAGUGAAGAUUUUCAUUACCACAAUCGCGACCGGUACACGACGGAGGAAUCCGACCUGAAUAAGCUGCUACGUGAUGUUGAACACUUCCGGGGGCUGAGUGACAUCGAUCGCUACCUGCGCGGUACGACGCCAUCGAGGGAUUUGACCAGUUUCCCAGGAAUGCCUCAGCUUUCGGAGUAUGAACACGUUCAGGCACACAUCAUGGACGAUGAUGAUGUGAACGAGUUCAUUAUCGCUGAACGAUCGUAUCUGAUCACGGAUCUCGAUGUUACCCUUGCCACCGUACAUCAGCUCAACGACGAACAACGCAUGGUGUACGAAACGGUCACGGUGGCAAUCGAUCGUCAAUUAGCGACGGCAAGCCAAGCGAACGCUGGUGACAAACGGUUAUUCUUCCUGGAUGGCCCUGGUGGAACGGGUAAAUCUUUUUUGGUAGAAAAGAUACUGGCACACCUCCGUCGCUGCGGAGGAAUUGCGCUCGCAACUGCAGCAAGCGGCAUAGCAGCACUGUUGCUUACAGGAGGGAAAACAGUACACUCCACGUUUAAGUUGCCGCUGGACUUAAACAAUCAUUCCACCUGUAGCAUUUUGGUUCAGUCGAAACGGGCCGAAAUGCUUCGACAAACAGCACUGAUCGUUUGGGAUGAGGCGUCGAUGAGCAGUCGGUUUGCUCUCGAAGCAAUCGAUCGGACCCUGCAGGACAUAACGGGUGUGCAGCUUCCUUUCGGCGGUAAGGUGGUGCUGCUGUCCGGUGACUUUCGACAAAUUUUACCGAUCGUACCGAAGGGCACGGAUGCACAAAUCAUCAACGAGUGCAUCAAGAAGAGCACAUUAUGGCCCCUGUUUAGGUCGCUACAAUUGCGCGAUAACAUGCGGGUACGCACGGCACGAGAUUUUGCCAACCUUCUGCUUCGUAUCGGUGAAGGACGGCACGAUACGUUUGCAGGACUGGAUCCAUCGUUGGCAAAAAUACCGCACGAUAUGAUUGUGCCCCAUACUGCGAAUCCGACAAACGACCUUAACACCCUGAUCGACAAAAUCUACCCGGACAUGCAACGGCACUUCCAACAUCCGUCAUUCUUUUCGGAUCGGGCUAUUCUGUCGCCGCUUAACGUGGAUGUUGCCAGCGUGAACAACCUGGUCCUAGACCGAAUUCCUGGACCGGAACAGGAGUACCGUUCGGUCGAUACAUUGGUCAACCCGGAGGAACACGAGCAUCUGCAACUUCCUUCCGAAUACUUGAACACACUCAAUGUCAGCGUCAUCCCAGUGCAUCGCUUGCGGCUGAAACAAUUUGCACCAGUACUUUUAUUGCGCAAUCUUAAUUCCGACAUGGGAUUGUGCAACGGUACGCGUUUGCAAAUUGUAGGCCUAAAGCGAAACUGUUUACACGCUAAAAUUCUGACAGGCACGCGGAGAGGCGAAGACGUCCUGCUUCCACGGAUCUUCUGUGACAGCAACGAUAAGGGUCACCCGUUCCAGAUCCGCCGUAAACAGUUUCCGGUGCAAGUGUGCUUUGCGAUGACCAUCAACAAGUCGCAAGAGCAAUCGCUUCACCAUUUGGGCCUAUAUCUGCCGCAAGAUGUUUUCGCCCAUGGCCAGCUAUACGUUGCACUCUCGCGGGUGACAUCACGAGCGAACAUUGCUGUGCUGAUACCGAACCCGAAACGCGCUGACGAGGAAGGUGUCUCCACAAGCAACAUCGUCUACCGAGAGGUCGUUGACAGUUGA
Messenger RNA from Anopheles arabiensis, 3888 nucleotides. RefSeq lists its product as uncharacterized. The transcript has 4 exons. Bases 1 to 3888 code for a protein of 1295 amino acids. NCBI's taxonomy places the organism in Eukaryota, Metazoa, Arthropoda, Insecta, Diptera, Culicidae. Gene Ontology annotation, molecular function: DNA helicase activity. Gene Ontology annotation, biological process: telomere maintenance; DNA repair. The record is from RefSeq and is a predicted model, not a curated record.